AUGGUGUCCCAAGGUGUUUCCUUCACCCUAGUUUUUCUCUUGGCAACCGUAAUCGCACUUGGUGAAGCUAAUAACAACCGUAAGCUCCUGUAUACUCCAGCUAACUACCAACCAGAUUCUCCUCUUCCAUCUCCGGUCUAUUCUCCUCCUCCUCCAAGUCCGGUCUAUUCUCCUCCAUCUCCGGUCUAUUCUCCUCCGGCAGAUCUUCCUCCUCCUCCUACUCCAAACUCCUCUCCUCCGGCAGAUCUUCCUCCUCCUCCUCGUCCGGCUAAGCUUCCUCUUCCUCCUACUCCUAUCUAUCCUCCGGUUGCUCUUCCUCCUCCUCAAGCUUACAAAGCCUUCUAUUAUAGGAAAUCUCCACCACCACCACCUUCAAGCAAACCAUGGUGGUGGUUGCUAUGA
This is a messenger RNA of Microthlaspi erraticum, 402 nucleotides long. NCBI's taxonomy places the organism in Eukaryota, Viridiplantae, Streptophyta, Magnoliopsida, Brassicales, Brassicaceae. The record is from the annotation of a GenBank genome assembly.